CAUUCUGUUACCUUCUCUCCGUUUUGUCGCCGGAUGCUCUCUACUAGUAUCUCCACGACAUCGGCGAGCACUUGACCCUCGGGUACCUUAUAGAGAGUCUGUUUCACACGUAAAACCCGGCCCUCUCCCUGCGCUGGUCACCGCGCACCGGCACUCCCUCGAUCCGGGAACUGUCUACGACGUCCUUUGCUUGCGCCCAGCUUUCCAGAUUUCCCCGUCGCAGGCGUUGCCCCUCUGCGCUCGCCCACCAUGGCAACCAAUUCCAUGCACAACCUGACGACUCUGAUCAAGAGGCUCGAGGCUGCCACGUCUCGUCUUGAAGACAUCGCCCAGUCGGCCUUUGAACUUCCCCAAGCGGUCCCCGGCCUUCAGCAUGGCCCUGCUGCCCCCGCCCCUCCUGCGCCGACUUUGCCCGCCUCUGGGCCCCCUGCGCCCGCAUCUCCGGCUCCUCCCCAGACCGCGGUAGGACCUCCUCCGCCUGUCCCGGAGCCUGUGCCCGAAUCGAUUGAAGAAUUUGAUGCUCUGAUUAACCAGUCCCUCAACAAUUGGUUCAAGCUCAGCAAUGCGAUAGGGGGUCUGGUUGCCGAACAGGGCGCCAAGGUUGUCGAGGCCUUCAAGGAGCAGCGCAAGUUCCUGUUCAUCACGACCAAGGCAAAGAAGCCCGACCUCAACGGCGCCGACAUGUCCGUCUUCCAGGACCUGAUCAAGCCCAUCGGCAAUCUCAUAACGGCCGUCGGCGGUAUCAAGGACUCGAACCGCGGCGAUCCGCUCUACAACAACCUUUGCACAGUGGCAGAGAGCAUGAUGGCUCUAGCCUGGGUGACAAUCGACACGAAGCCGUUCAAGCACGUCGAGGAGAGCCUGGCGUCUGCCCAGUUCUGGGGGAACAAGGUCCUGACCGCAAACAAGAACAAGGAUGAACAACAGGUCGAGUGGGUGAAGGCCUACUUUCAAGUGUUCCGUGACCUCGCAGAGUACGUGAAAACCUACUUUCCGAACGGUAUCCCAUGGAAUCCGAAGGGCGUCCCAGCGGCCGAAGCGGCCAAGUCCGUGGCGGCGGCGCCCGCUGCCCCUGCCACUCCGGCGCCGCCAGCCGGUGGGCCGCCGCCGCCUCCUCCUCCGCCGCCAGGCCCCCCGCCGAUCCUCAAGAUCAACGAGGAAAAGGCACCCCAGACGGCCCACCCAGGGGGCUUCGGCGCCGUUUUCUCGGAGCUCAACAAAGGCGAGUCGGUCACCAAGGGGCUGAGAAAGGUGGAUAAGUCUGAGAUGACGCACAAGAACCCGUCCUUGCGGGCUGGGUCGACCGUCCCUGACAAGGCGGCCUCGACACGGGCAAAGAGCCCUGCGCCAGGCACCAAGCCGAAGCCCGAGAGCAUGCGGGUCAAGAAACCGCCCAAGAAGGAGCUCGAGGGCAACAAGUGGACAAUCGAAAACUUUGACAAGGAACCCGCCCCCAUCGAGCUCGACGUCUCCCUCUCCCAUUCGAUCCUCAUCUCUAAGUGCAACAACACAACCAUCAUCCUCAAGGGCAAGGCCAACGCGGUCACAGUCGAAAACACCAACCGCCUCUCGCUCGUCGUCGAGUCACUCGUGUCCACUGUCGACGUGGUCAAGUCGCAAAACUUUGCGCUCCAGGUCCUCGAGACCAUCCCUACGGUGCUCAUGGACCAGGUCGACGGCGCCCAGAUUUACCUGAGCAAGGAGAGCGCCGCCGCGCGCAUCUACUCGAGCAAGUCGGCCAGCAUCAACCUGAAUGUGAUUCCUGCCGGGGACGAGGACUACAAGGAGAUUCCGCUGCCGAGCCAGAUUUGCUCGUGGUUUGACGCGGAGAAGGGGGAUGUGGUGAAUGAGAUCGUGUCGCAUGCUGGGUAGACUUGGAGAUUUGAGUAGGGUAGCAUGGGAUAGCAAAGGCGCAGUUGGUAGAUAAGAGUUUUGGAUCGGUGGGGUGGGAUAGGAAUUGAGCAUUGAAUGGUUGCCCUGAGUGUAGA
Molecule: messenger RNA, 1988 nt
Organism: Parathielavia appendiculata
Lineage: Eukaryota; Fungi; Ascomycota; Sordariomycetes; Sordariales; Chaetomiaceae
Exons: 4
Coding region: 250-1872 (540 amino acids)
Biological process (GO): cytoskeleton organization; actin filament organization
Cellular component (GO): cytoplasm
Molecular function (GO): actin binding; adenylate cyclase binding
Source: RefSeq, a predicted model, not a curated record